AUGUUGAUAGCUUCUUGUCCUGCUUCGUCUGAAUGCUUGAUUAUCGCUUCUUAUAGGUUGUGGUCUUAUGCGGAUUUUCUCGCCGGUUCUUUUCCAUCUUCCUCAUCUGCUGGUCUGGGUUCCCCGGCUGCACAAGGAACAAGUGUCCCUCAGCCACAGCCAGCAUCAAUCAUCGAGGAUAGGUUACUGAACGAGUUGUUGGUGGCACCAGGACGAGAGUUGCUUCCUAAGCUGAGCCCAAAUGGAGAACCAAAUACUAGCUGGUUUAGGCGAAGAAAUCGCAAUGCAAUUUGCAAGUCGAUUUUGAAAUGCUUUCACAGUCUCCUUGAGUUUCCUUAUCCGACGUAUGCACAUGUUCCAUUAGAAAUUCAGAAGAUGUGGCUCCGUUCAUUUGCGCAAGAUUGGAACUGGGACCCUGCUUUCACCAAUGAUGUGCGGACAGCCUUUAAUUUGCAGGCUAGAAAGCAGUACACGAGCAACGUGACUGAGUGGAAGAAAAAGUGGAGGCUGAAGAAGGAUAAACCCAUAUGUCUGAAUCAAGAUCUACCAAUUUCUAAUAGAAGAAGCAAGCGUGGUGGAAAAGGUGAAGCAGUACACAAUGGUGGUGCUAAGACACGAGAGGAACGUGAGAUAGAAAUGACUGCUGAAAGGGGUGAUGUGCCACCAGAUUGGUUAGAAUUGAUGAGGGAUAUGCACACCAAUAAACAAACCGGUGAGGUGCAAGAUCCUGUUGCGAGAGAGCUGUUGGCAACUCUGAGUAAGCUGAAGGAGGAGAAAAAGAAGCACAACUUCAGCAGUCUCAUCAGUUGUCUGCGAAUGAUGGAUCUACAGCUUCUAAAUGCUGUCCCGCGAAGAGAUCAACCAACUGGUUCUCGAG
Molecule: messenger RNA, 877 nt
Organism: Brassica napus (rape)
Lineage: Eukaryota; Viridiplantae; Streptophyta; Magnoliopsida; Brassicales; Brassicaceae
Exons: 7
Source: RefSeq, a predicted model, not a curated record